Molecule: messenger RNA, 1559 nt
Organism: Filobasidium floriforme
Lineage: Eukaryota; Fungi; Basidiomycota; Tremellomycetes; Filobasidiales; Filobasidiaceae
Product: putative 3-deoxy-7-phosphoheptulonate synthase
Exons: 6
Coding region: 54-1160 (368 amino acids)
Biological process (GO): aromatic amino acid biosynthetic process
Cellular component (GO): cytoplasm
Molecular function (GO): 3-deoxy-7-phosphoheptulonate synthase activity
Source: RefSeq, a predicted model, not a curated record
CGACACACGAACCGACAUUUGGCACAAGAACAUAGCAUCUAGCAUACAACACUAUGGCCGUAGCAAUGACCAACCAAACUUCCACCGGGAUGGACGACGCCAGGAUCGCCGGGUACGACCCUCUGAUCCCUCCUGCGCUUCUGCGUCACGAUAUUCCUUCUCCCACCGAGUCCCACGAGACCAUCCAAAAGGCCCGAACCGCCGCCGCCAAGAUCAUUCACGGUCAAGACGACCGGUUGCUCGUCAUUGUCGGUCCUUGCUCGAUCCACGACCCGGACCAGGCCAGGGAGUAUGCGACCAAGUUGAGAGGAGAGGUUGCCAAUGGCAGGUGGCCCGAUCUCGAGGUGAUCAUGAGGGUCUACUUUGAGAAGCCUCGAACGACAGUCGGAUGGAAGGGUCUCAUCAACGACCCCGAUAUCGACAACUCGUUCAAGAUCAACAAGGGUCUCCGACUCGCCCGAGAGCUCAUGCGGGACAUCACCUCGAUGGGCAUGCCCGUCGGUUCCGAACUCCUCGAUACCAUUUCCCCACAAUUCAUCUCGGACCUCAUCUCCUGGGGUGCUAUCGGAGCUCGAACGACCGAAUCUCAACUCCACCGAGAGUUGGCUUCCGGUGUCUCGUUCCCUAUCGGAUUCAAGAACGGGACCGAUGGGUCGGCCAGUGUGGCGAUCGACGCGAUGGGCUCGGCCGAGCAUGCGCAUUGCUUCAUGGGUGUGACAGAGGCUGGUAUGGCCGCGAUCGUCAAGACGAGCGGGAACAAGGACGUUCACAUCAUCCUUCGAGGAGGGUCCGGCGGUCCCAACUACACCUCGGAUUACGUCGAGAAAUACCUCGCCAACAUCGCCUCGAGCCGAAAACACGCCUACGCCUCGCUCAUGAUCGACGCCUCGCACGCCAAUUCGUCCAAAAACUACAAGAACCAGCCGAUUGUCUGCGAUGAUAUCUGCCGUCAGCUCGAGGCCGGGCAAAAGGGAAUCUCCGGGGUCAUGAUCGAGAGCAACUUGAGGGAGGGUAAACAGAGCUCUGACAAGGGGAGGGAGCACUUGGAAUACGGUGUUUCCAUCACCGACGGAUGCGUUUCGUGGGAGACCACGCUCGACAUGCUCGACAAGCUCAACAAGGCCGUCAUCAAGCGAAGAGAAGUUUCGGCUUCCGCCUAGAUGCCCAAUCUUUUCCCGGAUCUAGUCCGCAGCGGUCAAAUGGUCUUGCCGCAUGAACCGGUUUGCGAUUCGAUCCCCACCUGGCUCUCUCCUCCUCUCUGCCCCCAAAAGUCACAACCCACAUGUAGCAUAAUUAGGUCUCCUUGUUUCCGUCUCUUCUUUGGCUAGGAUGUGAUCGCUUCAUGUCAUAUCGGCCCUAUCAUGCGCUAUGCGAGAUUGAACGAUACAGGACAAAUCCCUCUGGAACUCAGCUCGCAGCCGGCCCGUGCACAAACUGUUUGACCCGAUGACCUCUUUCCUGUCCCGGUCCGUCACCGUGACCUUCGUACCAGCACGUUCGGCAGUAAGGAUCUGAAUCGCAGGUCAAGCAGAUCAAGGUCGCAUCGGCGUUACAGAUGC